This is a messenger RNA of Leptopilina boulardi, 3816 nucleotides long. RefSeq names its product polyphosphoinositide phosphatase (gene FIG4). Gene Ontology annotation, cellular component: intracellular membrane-bounded organelle. The record is from RefSeq and is a predicted model, not a curated record. The transcript is spliced from 13 exons. Lineage: Eukaryota; Metazoa; Arthropoda; Insecta; Hymenoptera; Figitidae. The coding region runs from base 373 to 3438 and encodes 1021 amino acids. Gene Ontology annotation, molecular function: phosphatidylinositol-3,5-bisphosphate 5-phosphatase activity. Gene Ontology annotation, biological process: phosphatidylinositol dephosphorylation.
UUUGUUUCUUAAAACUAAAACAUUUAUUUGUGUUUGUUAACUAUAUAUAAAAUUCCAAUUUUCAUUUCUUCGCUUGCAAAUAUAACAUAUUUAUACUUCUAAAGUUUAUUUUUUAUUAUAAUUAUUAUGAACAAAAAAUAUAUAUAAUUAUGUUAGUUUUUAUUUUUAUUUUUCAUAUUUCCAUGAAUUUCCCAUUUUCAACAAAUAAUUUCAUUAGUUAAUGACAAUAAAUAAAAGAUAAAUUCAAAAUGGUUCACAGAUGCAUUUGUCUUAGAAUAUAUUUUUUAAUCUAAACUUCAUUUUAAAAAAAGGAAUCAAUAUUUUAUUAAAUAAAGAGACUUAUUAAAUUCAUUAAACUUAAUAUUGCUAAUCAUGGAAUCAAAAAAUGGAUCAGGAAGGCAAAAUAUCAUUUUUCAUCCUAUAAUUUCUUCUAUUCAAAAAAUUGCUCUAUAUGAAACUAAGUCUCGUUUUUAUUUAAUGGGAUCUAAUAAUUUAUUGACUCGAUUUCGUGUCCUUAAAAUUGAUCGUCUUGAGCCAAAGGAAUUAAUUGUCACUGAUGACAAAAUGGAAUAUACACAAGAAGAAAUUAGAGAUUUGGUAAAUAUGAUUGAUAUGGGAAAUCGAAAUCGUGAAAAACGAGGAAGUACUGGAGGAGUUGCUCGAGUUGUUUCAGCAUUUGGAAUUGUUGGCAAAAGUAAAGAAACGAAUAAUUCUGAGGAAAACAGCGAGGAGCCUAAGCAACAAAAACAAAAGCACAAACCAACGCAAACUAAAUUCACCUGGAAAUUAAAUUGGAACAAGGACGCUUUUCCGAGACUAGUAUCAGCUUUUGGCCUUCUUGGUUUCGUAAGAUUUUUGGAGGGUUAUUAUAUAAUUUUGGUCACUAAACGUCGUAAAGUUGGUGUAAUUGGACAUCAUACAAUUUAUAAAAUUGAGGAUACAUCAAUGAUAUAUAUUCCAAAUGAUUCAGUACGAAUUUUUCAUCCUGAUGAACAACGAUAUGUAAAAAUGUUUCAGAGCAUUGAUCUUAGUAGUAAUUUUUACUUUAGUUAUUCAUACGAUUUAACGCAUACUUUACAAUCAAAUAUGGCACCACCAAAGCAUAUUAAACUCGAUAUUCCUGAUGAAAAAUCUGACAAUAAAAAGAAUAAUGAAAAUAUUGAAAAAGCUGAUGAUUUUUAUAAUAUGUGGUCUUGCAGAAAAAGUUGGCAAAAGAAUGGCUAUGGAGAAAGAUACAUUGAUUAUGGAGUUAGAAGUAAUCCACAUAGACGUUUUGUAUGGAAUUCACAUUUACUUUCAUCAGUUGAAAGAGAAUUACACAGAGAUUGGAUUUUAUAUGUGAUACAUGGAUUUAUUGGUCAGUCAAAUGUCAGUGUUUUCGGUAGAUCUUUGUAUAUUACAAUUAUUGCCAGAAGAAGUAAUAAGUACGCAGGAACGAGAUUUUUAAAGCGAGGCGCAAAUUUUGAUGGUGACGUGGCUAAUGAAGUAGAAACUGAACAAAUUGUUCAUGAUUCAUGCGUCAGUUCCUUGUGUAAUGGGAGAUUUAGUUCUUUUGUACAAAUGCGCGGAUCUGUACCAAGUCAUUGGAGUCAAGAUGUUAGUAAAAUGGUACCAAAGCCAACUAUAACGUGUGAUUUAUCCGAUCCAUUCGCAGAAACUGCCGGUGCUCAUUUUAAUCAACUAUUGAAACGUUAUGGAGCGCCGAUCAUUAUAUUGAAUCUUGUUAAAAAACGUGAAAAGAAAAAACACGAGAGUACAUUGAGUGAAGAAUUAAGUACAGCUGUAAAAUAUCUUAAUCAAUUUCUUUCACCUGAACAUCAUAUUCAGUAUAUUAGUUUUGAUAUGGCGAGAAAAAAUAAAGGAAAAGAAGCCAAUGUAAUGGGACGUUUGGCAAAUAUUGCCAAUAAUGCAGUAUUAAAAACGGGAAUAUUUCAAUCUCACAAACCAUUUUAUAAUCAACGAAAUUUUCGCAAUUUUGCCAAUAAUCCAAAAAAAAUGCAUAAAACUGAUUCAAAUUCAAUGUGCUCAUCAUUAUUGAUUGAUUCGGCAAAAUCUUCAAUUGAUUGGAUAAAUAAAUCGCAUAAUUAUGAUCAUUUGAAAGAUAUCAAGAUAACUGAUAAUUCCAUCGAUUCUGGAGGUUUAAAUGAAAAAGUGAAAGAUUGCUUUUCUUGGGGUGGUGCAUUACAAACUGGAAUAAUAAGAACAAAUUGCGUUGAUUGUUUAGAUAGAACGAAUACAGCACAAUUUGCAAUUGGAAAAUGUGCACUUGGUUAUCAAUUGUGUGCUUUAGGUAUAUUACAAACACCAAAAUUAGAAUUUGAUUCCGAUUGUGUGAGAAUGUUAGAGGAACUUUAUGAAGAUCAUGGCGAUACUUUAGCAUUGCAAUACGGUGGUUCACAAUUGGUUCAUAGAAUCAAGACUUAUCGAAAAACUGCUCCAUGGACAAGUCAGGGUAAUGAUAUUAUGCAAACGUUGAGUAGAUAUUACAGUAAUACGUUUAGCGAUCAAGAAAAGCAGCAUACAAUUAAUUUAUUUUUAGGAUUAUUUAUUCCUGAAGAAGGUAAACCACCAAUUUGGGAAUUAAUAACGGAUUAUUAUUUGCAUCAUAAGUCAGCUUGUAAAUAUGUGAGAAAAUUAAGAUUAUUGACACAAUGGUGUGAUAGUAAUGUUCUAAAAUGUUUACCGUAUGCUUUGGAAGAGAUGACAAAAACAUGUUCUGAAAUUAUUCAAGUUCAACACUCUCAAGAGGAAAUGAUCGAUAUUUACUACGAUUAUUAUCGUCCACAUGAACUAUCAGUACUUGCAGAAGUUUAUGCAUAUAAAGUAAGUCAUUCUGUUCGUGAUUUUAUGCCAAAUUUCACGACAAAUUUCAGUCCAUUUGCAGUUCGUGUACGUCCUGGAAGAAGACGCGAGGAGACUGGUAAUAAAAAUAUUAAUAUGAAAAAUCCAUCACUUACUGGUCAGAGUAGCACUGGAAGUACUGCAUCUAGUGCUAGUUCAAGCAUUGAUACAAGUUCAGACGACGACGAAAGUCAUCAGAUGCUCGACUCAUCGUUAAGUAUUUCAAAACAUAGUUCAGAUAUGAUUUCAUUUGAAUGUUUGUUUCCAUCAAUGAAAGAGGUUUAUGGUACACAACCAGAGAAUCCAAAAAGAAAUGAUAUUUUUCUAUAUAAAAGAUAUGUUGUAAUUGGAAGAAAUGCAACUCGCCCCAUGGAUCAUUCAAUAAUUCGUUCGAAAUUAGUGCAACAAGCAACAUUUCCAGAUCAUGUGCCUAUUAAAACUGAAUUGCCCAAAGUCUCUGACACAAGUGUCAGUAUUUAUGAGCAAUAUGUGAAAAGAAGUAAAGUAGGAGGUUCAGUACCGAGACCAAAUGAUAUGACACUCUAUGAAAAAUAUGCACAUCAACAGCAACUUCUUUUAGGAAAUAUUUCUUGUUAAUUCGUCUUGAAAUUUCAACUUCUCUUUUUCUUAUAAGUACAUAUUACAUUUGUAAUUUUUCAAUUGUAAAUAUGUAAAUAAUUCUAAGGAAUAAAAAUAAAUUUAUAUUUAAUUAAAAAAAAAAAAAAAUUUGUUGAACUUAUUCCAAAUGUGGAACAAAAAAAAAUUCAAAUUAAUCUCUAUUUAGAAUUUAUUUGAAUCGAAAGUGAAAAAAAGAUACAGGUCUUGUUUUUUUUUUGCUUGUAGUAAUGUAUGAAAAAUAAUAAAUAUACAUUUUCCAUGACCUGGAUAAUAGAAUAUUAAAGUUUACUUUAGCUUCUUUUUUGGGCGGAUAUUAUUGGUGUGUCCGCAUUUCUUCUUACGACAAUUGGUUGCACG